UAUGAGCUACUCAAAGGAAUCUUUCUGAAUGUUAUACCAGAGUGUCAUACAGUCUGGAAUAUAGAAGACAUUCAGCCAUGUUUAUAGAAGGAAUAAAGGUGGGAAGAUGGAUAGGAAAGAAAGACAGGUGACUGUUUUGUGAAUUAUAAUAGAAGUUUUUCAAGUAGCCAGGCCAUCGCCACCAAUUUAGAUGAUACAAAGUGGAUUUUAUAAGAUUUAGCUUUAAAGUAACUAUUUCAUAAAUUAUUAGGAAAAUCAGUCACACUGUUUAGAGGCAAGACUGAUGUGGGUACAAAAGAUUACUAAUGUUCUAACAUAAUAGAAGGAUUCUAGGAUAAAAGGUACUUUGCUGUAGCACUAAAAUUGGGUUUGUGAUUUUGGGGCAUUUUCUGCACUUCUUUGUGCCUCAGUUUUCUAUUUUGAAAAGUGGAAAUUACUGUGUCACCUGAUAAGCUUGCUGUAAGAACGAGAUUACCAUGUUUGUAAAACACUUAGCACAAUUGCUGACACAAAGCAGAGGAGGAAAUAAAAGUUAGCUAUGAUGAUCAUUAUCUGUGUAUGUCAUCAGUUUCCUAAUUUGAAAAAUGGGAAUAACUAUAGCACCUGAUAGAUUUACUUUAAGAAUGAAAUCACACAUUUGUAAAACACUUAACACAAUUUCUGGCAUGUAGUGAGAGAAGGAAGUAAAUGUUAGCUAUCAUUAUUAUUACUUGUGUGUGUCAUCAGUGGGUAAAGAAUUGGGAAUCAAAGCAAUUAGUUUAUUGGCCUUUUGUUUGACAAUUUUUUCAAUUUUUUUUAAACCAGGAUAAUUUGAGAGGCAACUUCCUUAUUUAAUUUCCUUAAUGUCAGCCCUAUAUAAGUACUCUCUUACCUACAAGUUCUCAUUCUUUUCCUCUUAGAGUUUCUCCAGUUUUCCAAACCUGUUUCUUCUCCCUUUUUUUCUUUUUAGUAAAUUGUUUGAUCCUUUUUUUCAAUGGACAACUCAGCAUUUGAAAUACAUGAAGAUGGAGCACAGAAUACUUUGUCUGUGGGAAAGAUGAGCACCAUAUCCAGAAUGGAAAAGAAGAAGCAGUGGUCCUUGGUGAACGUUUUCCUCAUGUGUCUCUUGGCCUGCUUCAUCACUACAGCAAUAGGAGUACUGAUUGUCUCCUUGGUUUACCUUAACUCCCAGCCUCGUUUAAAUGUUCAGAUCAAACCUGCCUGGCCUCCACAAACAACAGCAGUUCCCAAAGUACAAAAGGCUGUUCAACCCAAAUUCCAGCUUCUUAACCACUUACCUAAGUCAAAGGGCACAGCAUGGAUAGAAGGAUUGAUGAUGGUGGUGAAGUAGCUACCACAUACAAUAUCACAGCUGGCCAAGUAAUCUUCUUCCCCCAAAAUACACUGCACUGGAUAAAGAAUGUGGGUAAUGAAGACUGCUUUUUCUUGCUCUUCUUUUCUACAUAUGAUGAACUUCAGACUCUGGAUGUUGAUGAUGUAUUUUUCUCUAUACCUGAAGACAUUGCUUCCAGGUCUCUUAAGCCUGCAGGUGGAAUUAAUUUUAUUAGAAAAUUUCAUAAGCAAACAGAAGACCAAGGGGCUAAUCUUCCUAACAACUUGGCAGAGCUGGUUAUGAAUGCUAGUUAUCUACAAUCUCCAGAUAGCCUUGUGUGGAGAUACUUUUUUGACCUUAAAGGAUCGAAAGAAUAUCAGUUUCCAGGAGGAGUAAUACAAAAGGCACAUUAUUGGAAGAAUGGAAGUGAACUAAGCAACAAUGAAAAAAUUUUCAGUGAAUUCCUGAAUGAGCAUGAAAAUGCUCUCAGUUUGAGUACACUCAGAAUUUAUAACAAUGGAUUACGACAACCACAUUUUCAUUUUAAUGCAAAUGAAAUGGGAUAUGUAUUAAGUGGCUGUGGAAAGGUGGGUAUUAUUAAUACUCAGGGUAUUAUAGAAUUUAACAUCCACAUUGGAGAUGUGAUAUUUUUCCCCAUUGGAACCCAGCAUUACAUUAAGAACACAUGUGAUGAGGAUUUGCUUUUCAUUCUUGCCUUCAGCACUGGAGACAAGCUGCAAACCCUUGACAUGGAUGAUUACGUCCAGGCCACUGCAGACCACAUCUUGGCCCAACUUUUCUUCAGAAAACAAAGUGAGUUUAAGAAGAUCCCCAAAUUCAAGGAGGACCAAGCAAUCAACCUGCCUUAGAGUUACUGAUGAGUUCAUACCUAUUCUACUGUAUUAGUUGUUGUUAAAGAAGGAGCACUUGGCUAAUGAAUUGGAUGGGGGCUCUUUAUAACGUGGGAUGGGACAUUUGGGCCCCGUGGGCCUAUUUAGCUAACAGUAAUUAUAGGCAAUUCAUGCUAAGAGAACAUUUCAGAUUACAAUGUACUGGGGAUUAAACUAAUAUAUUUUUGUAUGGACUUGAGUAUAUGUAUAUAAAUAUAUAUUUGUUUAUUUUCAUUUUCUAACUUCAAAUUUAUCAC
Messenger RNA from Heterocephalus glaber (naked mole-rat), 2459 nucleotides. The record is from RefSeq and is a predicted model, not a curated record. Lineage: Eukaryota; Metazoa; Chordata; Mammalia; Rodentia; Bathyergidae.